Daucus carota subsp. sativus is the source of this 1845-nucleotide messenger RNA. RefSeq lists its product as uncharacterized. The record is from RefSeq and is a predicted model, not a curated record. The transcript is spliced from 3 exons. Bases 391 to 1671 code for a protein of 426 amino acids. NCBI's taxonomy places the organism in Eukaryota, Viridiplantae, Streptophyta, Magnoliopsida, Apiales, Apiaceae.
GCAUGGUUGUUACGUCGCUCGACUAGUCGCGACUAGUCGACGACUAGUCGAGCAGUCGGUGGAGGCCGGUCGACUGGCCUCCUCGACUGGCUAUUUGUAAAGAUUUCGUUCGGCUGGUACCCGACUGGUCGACUGGGUCGACUUGUCGAACGGACUUGUCGACCCAGUCGCCCGACUGGUUCCAGAUUUUAAAAAAAAGCCCAGAUUUGAAAAAAAAGCCCAGAUUCGCAAAAAAAAACCCAGCCCAAGGUAUUAAAAGAAGCCCGACUGGUUCAAUCGCCCUAGUUCAACUCAGAUCUACGAGUCGCGCAUCGAAUCGCCUCCAGUCGCCCUAAUUCACCUCCAGUGGCCUCCAACUUCAAAUUUUCACAGCCUCCAGGAUAACAGAAAAUGGGGGACACAACUGACCCAACUGAUCCUAAUUAUGAUCCGUUUAAAGACCCUAAACGGAAGGCCAAGUCAACUGACCCGGGAUGGAAAUACGGUUUCUGGCCUGAUUUGAACAAUAAAAAUGUGGUGCAGUGCAACCUUUGUAAAAAAAAUGUGUGUUCAGGGGUAAGAAGAUUGAAGCAGCACCUUGCGGGAGGAUAUCCGGAUGUAGCAAUGUGUUUGAAAACUACAACAGCAAUUCAGAAAGAAAUGAAGGAGUAUAUUGAUAAAGUUGCGAAGAAGCCGGUGACAAUGGAUGAUGAUAUGAAUGUUGACGAUGAUGAGGUUCCAGUACAAGCUGCAUCUACUGCUGCCUCUAAUAUGCGCAGCCAGGAGGAAACAACAUCUAAAAGGAAGAAUGUUUUCCAAAUACCAGCAACAAAAUCAGCCAAGUCGAUAUCUUCUAUGAUCCGAAAGACACCUGAAGAAGUAGUUGAGGAGAGACACAACAAGGGUCCAUCUCAAACAACUAUUGAAAACUGCACAAAAUCUGAAGAAGAGAAGGAUAGAGUGAAAAUGCAUAUAGCCAACUUUUUCUAUGAAUGUGGCAUACCAUUCAAUGCUGCAAACUCUAGGAGUUAUGAGAUUAUGGUUGAGUCUAUUGGGCAGUUUGGACCUGGUUUAAAGCCGCCAAGCUAUCAUGAGUUGCGGGUUCCACUACUUGAGAAAGCAAAGAAAGAGACAGACAAGCUAAGGGAAAGACACGAAAAAGCUUGGAGGCAGUAUGGAUGUACACUAAUGUCUGAUAGAUGGUCAGAUAAGAGGGGGAGACACUUGAUUAAUUUCCUUGUAAACAGUCCAGAGGGGACCUUUUUCCUCAAAUCAGUUGAUGUUUCAAGUGAAAUUCAGGAUGCUGUUAUGUUGGCAAAUCUGUUUGAAAAACAGAUUGAUGAGAUUGGAAGAGACAUUGUUGUUCAGGUUGUGACAGACAAUGGUGCUAAUUUUAAAGCCGCGGGAGGAUUAUUAUGUCGCCGUAUUCCUACACUUUAUUGGACUCCUUGUGCCGCACACUGCUUAGACCUAAUGUUAGAGGAUAUUGCCAAGUUGAAGGAGUUUGAUUCAACCAUCACACAUGGCAGAAAUAUAACCACCUUUGUGUAUAGGCAAGGUCGACUCUUAAGUGCAAUGAGGGAGAAGACAUUAGGGAUAGACCUUGUGAGAACAGCAGCUACAAGAUUUGCUACGGCUUUCCUCACACUACAAAGAUUUGCUAUAGGUCUUAGUUUACUUUGCUUCUUAUAAUCCUAUUUGUGCAGUCAAUUGUGUGUAGAAGUGUAGAAUAUGUAGAUAUAUAUAAAAUUACUAAUUUUAUACUUUGUCGACUAGUGUCGACUAGUCUACGACUAGUCACGACUAGUCACGACUCGACUUGCCGGACACUCCGGUCGACUCGACUCGACUUACCGACGUAACAAC